UACAUCAGUACAUCCAAGUAGUGCAAAGGGAAAUGCAGCAACAGAAUGCAGAAUGUGGUGUUACAGUUACAGAGAAAGUGCGGUGCAGGCAGACAACAAGGUGCAAGGGCUAUGACCAGGUAGACGGAGAGAUCCAGAGACCUUCUUUAGCGGAUAAGAGGUCGGGUCAAGAAUCUUAUCACAGCGGGAUAGAAGCUCUCCUUGAGGAUGGUGCCUCUGGAAGCCGUGUCACCGUCAGCGUCCGUGAGAGAGAAGUGAACGGGACCGUUCACCAGUCUGUUCUUCUCGCCGCCUCCUACUCCGCACCCGAUCCCGACUCCACACCCGCUCCCGACUCUCCGCUAAUAUUGAUGUGGGAUUUAUACCCCAACACAACUCCGUUUGUGAAACUGACCCGAUCACAGUGCCGCCCUGACCGACCCGGUUAUCACUGCUCAGAUCACUUGGCUAUCUCCCCUUCCCACACGGGACGGGUCCACCUCUACCCCGACAAUGGGUCCUUGUUACUGUGGGAUUUACGGCGCAGUGACAGCGGAGUGUACGUGAUAUCCGUUUACAGCGGUGGGGACAACACCGUUCAAGACAACGUGACGUUAACGGUCUACAAUGAGACAGAGAGUGCGGGUCCCACUUCCCCACCCGUCACCACACCGCACCACACCGGACCAUCAGCUCACACCAUGCUUACAGUCGGACCCAUUUGCCUCGUCAUUAUCCUCGUCACCGUCUGCUUGUCCCUGCUGUGGACCAGGACACAUAGGGGUUGUCAUAGGUUGGAUACCACAGAAAGAAUUGUUCAGUCUAAUGGAGUUUCACGGGAGGACUUGAAUGAGAACAAGGAACAGAAUUCGCAGUAUGAGACCGUAUACUCCACUCUACAGUUUCCUCUGGAUAACAGCCCAACAACAACAUGCGGACCUGACGCACACGUCAUUUACACCGCUCCACGGAAAGUGCAGUGAGAGUGGAGUGCCUGAGCUAGCGGCAGCUGACUGGAGGUUGUAUCGGCUCCCUGUACGGGCGGGGAAAGGCGGACAAUCGGGGAGAAAUGUUGGAAGGUGACAAAUGUGACAACCAAGCCUUCUUGAAGGUGGUGGUGAAUAAAACCAGAAAGGGGUGAAAACACUCAGCUGGUCAGGCGGCAUGUGUGGGGGAAGAAACAGAAGUUUCAGGUCUGGAGAAAUGUCAUGUACUUGCGGCAACUUUGAUUUUAUAAGCUGUGAAAACAUGAGGACCUUGGUGGAAUGGAUCCUGUGACAGGAACACCACCCUUCAUGGGGAGUGUUGUAGCACAUAGAACGAUCAGAACUCCUCUCCGGUUCUAAGGAAGGACCACUGGUCACCGUGGACCACAAUGACAGGUGACAUAGCCUUGAGCGAUCAGGAAAGCUGAGGAGGCCCCUCAACUUUCAGAAAUGUCGGAGCCCUUUGUCUGCAGGUUCCUGAUGCAGGACACGGCUUAAACAGUGAAAUGUUUUACAGAGUAUAAGCUUAUUUUGUUUAUGAUGUGCAUUAGUUCUAAUAUCAUUGCUGCAUUAUAAAAGUUGUUAAAUUUCAUUGCACAUGGGUGCUUAAAAAAUAAACCAACCAAAAUAUAAUGUGUGUUAACUCUAUUAAAAUAGUGUAAGGUCAAAAAAGCAAAGUAUGAUGGUCAGUGAAGGUGAUGUUUAUGCAAAGACUGCGCUAGAACAGAAUUAUG
Messenger RNA from Pristis pectinata (smalltooth sawfish), 1699 nucleotides. RefSeq lists its product as uncharacterized. The record is from RefSeq and is a predicted model, not a curated record. The coding region runs from base 33 to 962 and encodes 309 amino acids. The transcript has 5 exons. Lineage: Eukaryota; Metazoa; Chordata; Chondrichthyes; Rhinopristiformes; Pristidae.